CAUGAUAGACAGAGAUAAUACAUUACGCAUAACUACAAAUAUCUGGACCGCUGUACCAUCGAAACGUCAGGCUGACGUCAAAUAAAUUUGUUGGUUAUUUUUGUCAUUUGUGUAUUAGUGAAAUAAUUUAAACAAGCAAGUUUAUAAUGACUGCAACAAUAGAUCAGAAAGCGUACUUACAAAAAUAUCUCAGCGGCCCAUCGGGUGAUAAAAAGAAAAAGAAAAAAAAGCCUGUGAAAGGCAAAGGGUUUAAAAUUAUAGAUGAUGACAUAGAUCUAUCCAAGCUAAGGCCAUUAGAAGGAGAUGAGUUGGACAUACUGGAUGGAGGUGAGGAUGCUCCGCAGAUCGCUGGGAUCAUAGACGAUAGGCCUGAAGAGCUGCGGAAGAUAGAGGAGUUCGGUUCCAGCUCAAAAUGGAGAGUUAUUAGUCAGGAUGAUGGUUUCAACAGUAAGUUACAAGUCCAAGAAAUAAAGAAGGAUGUAAAAGAGACUAAAAAAGGUCCACCUAGAAGAAAAGAGAAGGAAGAUUCUUCAAAAAGCAAAAGAAAAGACAAGAAUUAUGACUCUGAUCCUUCCCCUCCAAGAACUAAGAGUAAGCCGAAAGAAAAAGUAAGGAAGCCAAGUCGUUGGGGUGAUGCAGAUAGAUCACCGGAAACUUCUAAAUCUUCAAAAAGAAGAUCCCCAAGUUCAGACCAGUCCCCACCAAGAAAGUCACAAAAAUCAAGAUACAAUUCUGAUGUUACAACUUCUAAUAAAUCAAAGAAAUAUGAUUCUGAUACUUCACCUUCGAGAAAAUCGCGAAAAGAUUAUGAUUCUGAUGUGUCGCCACCUAGGAAAUCACAGAAAAAAUAUGAUUCUGACGCAUCGCCUCCGAGAAAAUCGCAGAAAAAAUAUGAUUCUGAUGUGUCACCUCCAAGGAAAUCACAGAAAAAAUAUGAUUCUGACGUGUCACCACCUAGGAAAUCGCGAAAAAAACAAGAUUACACUUCUUCAUCUAGAUUUGAUUCUAAAAAGAACAGAUCUCCAGAUACUGCGCGAAGGAAACAUUCACCGCAUAGAUCAAAGUACGAUAAAUCAGAAUCAAGGAAGCAAAGGAAAUCAAUAGAUUCAGAUGUAUCUCUGCCGAGAAAUUCACAUUAUCGUCAAGAGUCUCCUUCACAACGGAAGUCCAGAAAGUCGCCUGAAAGGAGGAAAAGGUAUGAUAGUGACUCGGAUGCGUCACCCCCAAGAAGAGAAAAAGGUAGAACAGAAGACGGCAGACACAAAAGAAGUACUGAUAGUCCACCACCAUCUAAUAAGAAAAUGGCAAAAACUUUGGAGGGAAAGAAAGCUGGGCUUCAAGAUGCUAGACAGUUGAGAGAGGAGAAUGAAUCAUUUAGGAAAAGGGAAGAGGAAGUGUAUAAUAAAAUGACUGAUGCAGUGUCCGGUAGGAAUGCACAAGCUGUGUCCCGGAAAGGCAAAAGAGAAACAUCAGAAGAGAGACAGAAACAAAGAGAGAAGGCAGAGAGGCAGAAGGAGUUGGAUGAAAAAUACAAGAAAUGGAGUAAAGGGAUAAAACAAAUAGAAGAGCAAGAAACCCGCCUCCAAGAUUUCAUGCAUGAAGCUGCCAAACCUUUAGCAAGGCACAGGAACGAUCAAGACUUGGAACACAACUUAAAACAGGUGGAACGAGAAGGAGAUCCAAUGCUGCAGUACAUGCGUGAGAAGAAGAGAGAACGAGGAGAGUUACCACCAGAACGGCCCACAUACAAAGGCAACUUCCCACCCAAUCGGUUUAAUCUUCGACCAGGCUACAGAUGGGAUGGAGUGGACCGUUCAAACGGAUAUGAGAAGAAAUAUUUCACGCAACAAAGUAGGAAGAAGGCUCAAGAAGAAGAAGCUUAUAAAUGGAGCACUGAAGAUUUGUGAAUAAUUAUCUGUUGAUAUUGGACGGAUUUUUUUAUCAAACAAAACAUAUCUAAUUAAAUAUAAAAAUGAACAAA
This is a messenger RNA of Manduca sexta (tobacco hornworm), 1981 nucleotides long. Its product is annotated as BUD13 homolog. The coding region runs from base 147 to 1907 and encodes 586 amino acids. Gene Ontology annotation, molecular function: RNA binding. The record is from RefSeq and is a predicted model, not a curated record. Gene Ontology annotation, biological process: mRNA splicing, via spliceosome. Lineage: Eukaryota; Metazoa; Arthropoda; Insecta; Lepidoptera; Sphingidae. Gene Ontology annotation, cellular component: RES complex; U2-type spliceosomal complex. The transcript is spliced from 6 exons.